AUGACUGAUACCAGUUCAACUUUGUACCCGUACCAGAUUCAGGACGAGGAUCAAUAUAGGAAUAAUCAUUAUGGUCAUUUUGCCUCUUUAUCUGCUGCUGGGAACGCGUUUAAUAUGUCAUCGCCUGUUAAAGACGAAAAAAGGUUGCAACCAAUUGUAAUGACUGACCAGGAAGUCGAGGAAGACCAAUCUCAGUUACUUGCAUCUCCCAUGGAUAAAUCUAUCAUUGUUAGACGUAUUGAUGUGCUCGAAUAUUUGGUCAAUUCGCUAGCUGGGAAGGAUAAACUUACCAAGAUUCUCAAAUAUACCUUGGAUCUGCUGAGAUUACUUAUCAGUAAUUCGCGCGCUGGGAUCACCAAAUGGGAUCCCACUGUGCUUCUGUAUUACAAGAAAGUGCUAAAGAAUUUUAGUGUACGUUCCGUGAUUAGACACCCAGUGACGAUAUCGAAGAUCCUUCUGGUAGCUAUAUUUGAAAACUUUGAAUCCAAGGCAAAUUUUGUUAGUCAACAACUAAGCACAUACCGUUAUAUCCUGCGAUUUGGUGGCACUCCAUUCCGGAUAGUAAAGAUGUUGCAGAAGGUGCAACAGACGGAGUUUGAUCGCGUCAAGUUGCAGGAAAUAUGGUUUAAUGAGAGCUCACUUCGGGACUUUUUGGAUCUUUACUAUGGGAUCUGUGACGAAAUGGUUCUGUUACAUAAGUUAAAAGUGUGGUCCCAUCCGGGACUGUUCAAUUGGUUUUCCAGGCACGAAGUACUCUCUUGGCAGUACGAUAUCGUUUUGAGCUUGAAGGAUAAUUGGAUGAAAUUAGAAACGAUUCAGAAAAAAAUCAUUGAAUUGAACAUUCAAUCACAGGUGAGAAGUAAAGCUUUGAAAUUAUCGGCAAAUCUGCAAGGGUCCCCCGGUUACACAUCGCCAAUACGCAGACAAUUGCUCAACGAUCUAAAUAGCGGAAACGGUAACGAGCUUGACAUUCAACAGCGCAUUGAACAACUCAAACAGGAAAGGAAAAUCACAUACUUGGAUCUAACUAGACUCACUUUCGACUGUCUCGCCAACUGUACAGACGUUUUCAGCAUAAAAACUCCACCGGGCACUUAUGCAAUCCUAUCGCUAUGUUCCGGUAUCACAGGUCUUACAAAAUUGUGGAUUAAUGCUAAGAAAGAGCUAUUAAAACAAUCGGAUUCUUGA
Torulaspora delbrueckii is the source of this 1188-nucleotide messenger RNA. RefSeq names its product Pex25p (gene PEX25). The record is from RefSeq and is a predicted model, not a curated record. The transcript has a single exon. Gene Ontology annotation, cellular component: peroxisomal membrane. Lineage: Eukaryota; Fungi; Ascomycota; Saccharomycetes; Saccharomycetales; Saccharomycetaceae. Gene Ontology annotation, biological process: regulation of peroxisome size; peroxisome fission. The coding region runs from base 1 to 1188 and encodes 395 amino acids.